AAAAUUAGGUAACCUUAUACUUGAUCACUCGAUCACAGACCUUACUUCGUUCACUGAGUGAUAUUUUAACCUUGGCUUAUCCUCUAACAUUAUCUCAAAAGCCCCAUUAAGGACAAAUAUGAAUCCUCCAAACUCUAACUUCGUUUAUCCCUUCAAGAGGCCGUGGAUGAAAGAAAAUGGCGCUGCAGCACCAGCAGCUGGGAAUACAGGCGUUAAAGGAAUUAUUGCAGGUGGUAUUACUGGAGGAAUCGAAAUUUGUAUAACCUAUCCUACAGAAUACGUCAAAACACAGCUCCAGUUGGACGAAAAAGGUGGCAAAAAGCAAUACAGCGGGAUAGCCGAUUGCGUGAAAAAAACUGUGAAGAGUCAUGGAUUUUUUGGUCUUUACAGGGGUCUCAGUGUACUUCUGUAUGGGUCUAUACCAAAGAGUGCAGUGAGGUUUGGGUCAUUUGAAGCGUUCAAAAACCGUAUGGUACAACCUGAUGGCACCCUGAGUGUGCCUGGAAGGUUAUUGUGCGGAUUGGGAGCAGGAGUAAUGGAAGCUAUUUUUGCAGUAACCCCAAUGGAAACUGUUAAAGUAAAAUUCAUAAAUGACCAAAGAAGUGCUAAUCCUAGGUUCAAGGGAUUUUUCCAUGGCGUUGGCAUUAUAGUCAAAGAACAAGGACUUGGAGGGGUAUAUAAAGGUUUAACGGCAACCAUAAUGAAACAAGGUUCCAAUCAAGCCAUUAGAUUUUUCGUCAUGGAAUCCCUCAAAGACAUGUACAAAGGUGGUGAUAGGGACAAGAAGGUUCCUAAAUUAUUCGUUGGAGCAUUUGGUGCUGUUGCAGGUGCUGCUUCGGUAUUUGGUAACACCCCCAUAGAUGUAGUGAAGACUCGUAUGCAGGGACUUGAAGCUGCAAAGUAUAAAAGUACUCUGGACUGUUUCUUAAGAAUUUGGAAGAAUGAAGGUCCUCUAGCAUUUUACAAAGGAACUGUGCCAAGACUGAGCAGGGUGUGCUUAGAUGUAGCCAUUACUUUUAUGAUAUAUGACAGUUUCAUGGAAGUUUUUAAUAAAAUUUGGCCGUGAUAAUGUUUUCUUUAUUGGAAAACAUUGCACAAAUAUGAAUUAUGAUGUUCUUGCUUUGGUAGAUUGUUAGAAAUAAGAAAAAACUUGAAGUAGGGGUAAAUUGGGUUCAAGAAUCUUAAAUUUUCCAAAUGAAAUUGUAUUUGCUAGACAUUAUGAAAUCAUGUUACAUAGCAUUCCAUAUUGUAUUUCACAAUUGUCUAGUCAGAUUAUCCCAAUGAAUACUUGGACAUCCAUUGGAUGUCCAGUGGUUAUCCAAAGUGAACUUUACGGAUAUCCCGUGGACAGGAUAUUCGUAAAGUGAUGAACAAGGGACGUCCAAUAGAUAUCCCAUGAAUAUCCAUAGCCCACCAACUUGAACAUUCAAUGGAAAUCCAUUUUUGAGCCCCGAUGGACUCAAUUUGGACAUGCAUUGUACAAUGAAGAGAUAAUAACUGGACUGAGAAAUUUCAAAGAACUGUGACUGGAGUUUUCAAGAACAUGUACUGGACAUUAAAUUGACUGGUCUGUUUGACAUACCUACGUCGAAAUGACUAACAAGGGCACUUUUGAAUUUAUUCCAUACAAAUUUUCAAUCCCGAUUCAGUGAACCAAUAUAAUAAUACCAUUAUAUUAUCGAUAUAUAAAUGAUUUCAUUGGAAUUGAAGAAAUAUGGACAAUCAUCAUGGUAUUGAAUAUAGUCAAUAUGAAAGGUGGAGUUCACAUAUCUCUGAUUGAAAUCGUCUUUAUUGUUACAUUAAAAGAGGCCAGUUUUGAAUUCAUAGAUCUAAUGGAUCUAUUUAUUGGUCAAUUCAAAACGUUACUACGUUUCUUUUGGUUGAAGAUAUUUAUGGAAAAUUUUCUGUUGAAUUUCAGAACUCUUAUUGAGAUGUUCUCAGUAAGUUCUUAGCGAAAAAGUUUAUAUGAGAAUGGUUGUCAUAGAAAGUGAUGAAUUUUUGUGAGAAAUGUGAGUAAGACGGAAAAUAAUUUUCAUAUUUUCCAAAGGAAUCUUAUGUAUCACUGUACUUAUUUUCGACCAGUAGUGAAUACAUAUGAGGGAAUGAUAAUUGAAAGACCCUCGCUUAUAGGAGUCCAUUUAAUGCUCAUGUUUGUGUUGCUAAUAAUGGAUGGUAUUUGGAUUAUCACUUGACGCCCUUUUCAAUGUUCAUUUCCAAAAUAGCACUAAGCUGUCGUUCUUUGUUUAAAAUUUAUGAAUAUAUAUUUUUCUAUAUUUUCUACUGUAUCAUCUUGCCUCGUGAUUCACUGUGAUUGUUAUUUUGCUUUAUCAUUAAAACAUAUUUUAUUCAAAUGUUCAAUUUUCAUGUUUUUGAAAUUUACACCAUUUUGUGAAUAUUUUCUGUUGAAUAUUUAAUGUAUUUUUACUCUGAGAUUGGAAAUUAUAUUUAUUAAAACUAGAAAUUGAUGGAAAAUUUAUUGUAUGAACACUGUUUGUUUUCAGUUGACAUUAAAUAU
Leptinotarsa decemlineata (Colorado potato beetle) is the source of this 2515-nucleotide messenger RNA. RefSeq names its product putative tricarboxylate transport protein, mitochondrial. Gene Ontology annotation, cellular component: mitochondrion. Lineage: Eukaryota; Metazoa; Arthropoda; Insecta; Coleoptera; Chrysomelidae. The record is from RefSeq and is a predicted model, not a curated record. Gene Ontology annotation, biological process: mitochondrial citrate transmembrane transport. Gene Ontology annotation, molecular function: citrate secondary active transmembrane transporter activity.